CACAUGACUGGGGCAGGGAGGGACCGACCGAACGGUUUUGGAGGGAUCACAUAUGAACGGUUAGCAGUGAGAGCGAUGCGGUUUCCUUGACGACGUGACGUGGCCCUUCAUGCUUUACCGGGUUUCUCUGUAUUUUUGUGUGAGUGUGUGGCAUGUCGAGAGGUCUGAGGAGUCCCUGAGAGACUCCGUGUCCAGCCAACACUGUCUGUUUGUCCCGGCAGCAGCAUGCAUCUCAUCCAGCACCCCGAAAUUGAGAUGGGACUGAACGAUCUUGGGAAAGUCAAUCCUGGCUUCGGGGGCCCAGAAGGAAAUCAGCAAUCAAUUGACAUUGAUCACACAGAGGGGCUGAAUGAAUGUCUGGAGGAUGAGAACAAAGGUUUGGACCUGGUGUACUCCAUCAAUGAUAGGCCACCAUGGUAUUUGUGCAUCCUGCUGGGGUUCCAGCAUUACAUCCUAGCAUUUGGAGGCAUUAUUGCAAUACCGCUCAUCCUGGCCGAGCCUCUCUGCAUACAAGACAACAACGCUGCCAAGAGCCAACUCAUCUCCACCAUAUUCUUUGUGUCGGGUGUGUGCACACUGCUUCAGACCACUAUUGGAACCAGGUUGCCGAUCCUCCAGGGGGGGACUUUUAGCUUGAUCACCCCAACGCUGGCUAUCCUUGCCCUGCCUAAAUGGCGUUGCCCUGCCCCCGCUACCAUAUCACUUCAAAACACAACUGGAGCUCCGCUAAUUGACUCUGAUGAGGUGUGGAAGUCCCGUAUGAGAGAGAUUCAGGGGGCUAUCCUGGUGUCCUCCUUGCUUCAGCUUGUCCUGGGCUUGUCUGGUCUAGUGGGUCUGGUGCUGAAGUUUAUUGGGCCCCUUGCAAUCGCUCCCACCAUCAACCUCAUUGGGCUGUCUCUCUUCAUAGAGGCAGGGAAGAAGUCUGGAGCUCACUGGGGAAUAGCAGCCCUGACAGUGGGCCUCAUCCUUCUAUUCUCACAGUACCUGAGCAAAGUUCAAGUUCCUUUAAUUACUUUCAAGGAAAAGAAGUGGAAGGUCUUCCAGUAUCCUCUCUUCAAGCUGUUUUCAGCUUUGUUUGGGAUGUGUGGUGCUUGGUUGAUCUGCUUCUUGCUGACCAUCUUCAAAGCCCUUCCCUCUCACCCGGACCAGUACGGCUACUCUGCCAGGACCGAUAUAAACCAGGACGCCAUCACCAGUGCACCCUGGUUUCACAUCCCAUAUCCAGGCCAAUGGGGCAUGCCCACAGUGAGUGUGUCUUCUGUGCUUGGCAUGAUGGCUGGGAGCCUCGCCUCCACGAUGGAGUCCAUUGGGGACUACUACGCCUGUGCCCGUCUAUCUGGUGCCCCACCACCCACCCAUGCCAUCAACAGGGGUAUUUCCGUGGAGGGAAUUGGCUGCAUUCUGGCAGCUCUGUGGGGCAGCGGGAAUGGCACCACAUCCUAUAGCCAGAACAUUGCAGCACUGGGCAUCACUAAAGUUGGCAGCAGGCUGGUCCUACAGACGGCUGGUCUCCUGAUGAUGCUCCUGGGACUCUUUGGAAAGUUUGGGGCAGUUUUCAUCACCAUUCCAGACCCAGUCAUCGGAGGCAUGUUUCUCGUCAUGUUUGGAAUGAUCGCAGCUGUGGGAAUCUCUAACCUUCAGUACAUUGACCUGAACUCUUCCAGAAACUUACUCAUCCUGGGCUUAUCAACCUUCAGCGGCCUGGUGCUGCCCACCUGGUUCCAAGCAAACCCAGGCAUCAUUAACACAGGAGUUAAAGAACUGGACCAAGUUAUUGUGGUCCUCUUGACCACGCACAUGUUCAUUGGAGGGUUCUUUGGAUUUGUGUUGGACAACACCAUUCCAGGUACAGAAACAGAAAGGGGCAUCUAUAGCUGGCGUAAGAAAGUGACGGAGGAGAGCAGCAGUAUUUUGAAGACGGACCAGUCCUGUUAUGAUAUACCUUUCUGUAUCAACUGUCUACAGAAUUUCAAAUUCUUCAAAUACCUGCCCUUUCUUCCGUCUUACAAGGCUCCAGAUCUUAGAACCUAAGAACGGCUUAGGUUCACAAGUUCACGUGUUGGACAAGAUGUCAGUUAAUGGGGGUUUUGGAGAAAUGUAAUACUAAUUUGUGAUUAUCACACUGCUAACACCGGUAGCAUUCAAUGUAAUGCCAGUGGAGUCAUAACAGAAAUGUGAGUACAGUCUUGGAACUGUCCCCUCUGGUGGAGUUCAUUACCUUCAUUACAUUGCACAUUACAUUCUAGUGCACUGGAUGUGAUAUAUCACAUUUGCUUGGUUUACAGAAGUGAUAUCACAUUUGCUUGGUUUACAUAAUACAUUAUAUGAAGUGAUGUAUUGGACCAACAUACACUUUCGUAAUUUGCCAGCGUGGGUAUUUCUGACUAGUUUUGCCGCAAUUUAUCAAGAUUGCUGGAAAAGAGCUUUUCCUCUGAACCAGUGUUUAAAGACACACUCCAGCUAGUUGAAAAACAAUACAUUAUGUAUAAAUCCAAUAAUGAAUGUUUAACACACUUGCAAAUAUUGUAUUCUAGACAAAACUUCACAUUUUAAAGAGUAGGGCAUUCAAGCUGUUGGUCUGAUGGUACAAUCUGCUUGUAUCAAAAAUAGAUAAAUAGAGAAGACACAACCACCCUCUUUCUGUCAUGUCAUCAAGAUGUCUGCAUCACCAUAUAGUGAUAUAUACCUUGGUUAAGUAAAUCAAGUGAUAAAAAAGGUGAAAGGGGGUUUGGAAUUUAAACCUUGUCCUAAAGAAACGAAGGGGUGUAGGCUCCAUUUUAGUUUUUGCCUUAACACUAUGAAUCUAAUUCAAAUCACCAAAGAUGAAUGAUGAUUAUUUUAAUGGAUACUCCAUCUGAGCUUGAUGAUCACGUGUGUGUUUUGAGAAUUGUGGUGAUGGGCAUGUUAAAGGGAGAAUUCACAAUAACUAAUUAAUGUACCGAUUACUAAUGUUAGCCAUGAUGUCAUUAAUACACAAGGUCUCGUCAACACAAUCUAGGAUGAGUGAAUUAGAAUUUCGUGGUAGAAUUACUUCCUCUGUAUUGGCCUAUUCAUAAAAUACGUUUCAGGAUUCAUAGCAAAUGUAGUUACCGCCUCCCCAAUAAAAUGGCAAUUGAAAACAACAACAAUAGUUUUUACAAGACGAAAAGUACACUUUUGAACAAUAGACACAUGUCAAAACACUGCUUUCGGCAAGCUAAUUCUAUAAACAUAAUAUCCAGCUGCCACUGUCUUUCAAAUUCGUUGUACGGUAGCCUGCUCCGGUUCAAACGUGUGGUUCAACAUCACAAUGCAAGAUCACUUUCAAAAAGGAUAAGUCAUUGGGCUGCUUACUGUAAAGUUAGCUAGCAGCAUCCAGUCUACUGUGGAUUCAAAGAAACCGCUGAAUGGAGAGGAAGGGGAGGGACUGUGGCAGAGCAGGAAGUUAUGGCUUUAAAGUUGUAGUCUGUAAGAGAGAAGAAAAAUGUUGCUUGGACAUUUAUCAACGCAUCUGCUGAUUGUAACAUUGCAGAUAGACAUCCGAUGGCUCUAUCGAUCAAGGACUACAUAUAAAAUUGACAUGUAGCGCAAUCGGCACUACAACGUCGCGUCUCAGUGAAAUGAAA
Molecule: messenger RNA, 3605 nt
Organism: Esox lucius (northern pike)
Lineage: Eukaryota; Metazoa; Chordata; Actinopteri; Esociformes; Esocidae
Product: solute carrier family 23 member 2
Biological process (GO): transmembrane transport
Cellular component (GO): membrane
Molecular function (GO): transmembrane transporter activity
Source: RefSeq, a predicted model, not a curated record